Messenger RNA from Coffea eugenioides, 477 nucleotides. RefSeq lists its product as uncharacterized. Lineage: Eukaryota; Viridiplantae; Streptophyta; Magnoliopsida; Gentianales; Rubiaceae. The transcript has a single exon. The record is from RefSeq and is a predicted model, not a curated record. Bases 1 to 477 code for a protein of 158 amino acids.
AUGACGAUGCCAACUUAUGCCAUGUCGUGUUUUAAGCUGCCCGUGAGGUUAUGCAAAGACAUCAACUCUUUGAUGGCAAGAUUUUGGUGGGGGGAGGAGAACGGUCAAACGAAAAUGCAUUGGGUUUCAUGGAAGACAUUGUCAACUGGAAAACAAGCUGGUGGUCUUGGCUUCAAAUAUCUUCAAAGCUUUAAUAAAGCUUUGCUAGGCAAACAGAUUUGGAGGCUCCUCACAUGCCCCGACCUUUUGCUUAGCAAAGUUUUGAAAGCAAGGUACUAUCCCAAAACAACCCUCUUCAACUGCGAAAUCAAAGGUAAUGCAUCAUGGAUAUGGAAAAGUUUGAUGUCCGCAAGAGAGGUGAUGCAAUGCGGAGCUAGGAAACAGAUUGGAAAUGGGAACAACACCAGAAUUUGGGAAGAUGCUUGGUUGUUGGAAGGAAAGGACGGUAAGAUUGAAUCCUCAAAACCCCCUGGUUGA